Molecule: messenger RNA, 3623 nt
Organism: Acanthaster planci (crown-of-thorns starfish)
Lineage: Eukaryota; Metazoa; Echinodermata; Asteroidea; Valvatida; Acanthasteridae
Product: NXPE family member 3-like
Source: RefSeq, a predicted model, not a curated record
ACUGCGAACUAUUUCCUCGAAUAAUUAUCGACCAAAAUUUGUUUGAACUAUAAGAAGAGUCUGCACACCGCACAUGUCCGCCCAAUGCACGCCAACUGUAACACCGUAGUAUGAGCAAUCCUAAAGCUCUCUUCCAAAACAAUUCCUAAAACAAAUGACUAGAUUUUAACUGGCCCAGUGCCGCUGGUGUUAGACUGCACCAGAAGUACUGGCUACGACUGGACAUAAAACAUGCGUCUAUGAGAAAUACAUGGAGCCGUUAACUGCGAUGGCUUCCGCAGUUACCUACGGGCAGCCACAGCCAAGUGAAGUUCGGCGAGGUUGAACACGUACGUCGCAAGAGGGCGGCGUGCAGUCUACAUCGAAGGAGUCAUGCCCGUGCGAAGAGCUAGAGUUGGAAGUGCCUGGAAAUGAACAGCAGGUGCAAGCGCCAGUGGGCGCGGACAGUUGGUAUACAAUAGCGACAGGUUCUACUUGCUCCUGGCGCUUUCUGUAUGUGGGUAUCCACAAGGAAUAUUUUUUUAAAUGGAGAAACCAUCCCGGGCCGGUUUCUACCGGCUUGAGAGUCCGACAUCUGCACGAGACGGUAUUUCGCCGACAUGCUGUCUGUACCGAAAACGACUUUGUAAGGGCUUCGUCCUUUUGUGGGUUCUAUCCGCCAUUACCAGCGUGUUGUACCUCUCGAUGCUCGCAGACAAGGGUAUUUUAAAGCUUCAACCGAAACCGCUCCAAGUAAAGAAAUAUGGAAAUAUGUCUACAUCAGGCUUUGCAAGCCAAAAACGUACCACAGUCUCCCAGCCGAUUGCAACGGAUACUUGGAGAAAACUUAGUCCCACCCUCGUUAGUAACUCUUUCUUCUACAUCCGAAACCCAAAGGCGAACUACAAUAUAUGCGAUCAGCUGGAACUGUACAUCGAAGCGAGGGAUGCUCAGAACAAGACAAAGACCAGGGGAGGCGACCACAUGUGGCCGUUCCUUCGGACAGCAUCGCUCAACGCCAGCGCCCCAGCGGACGAGCUGAUCGACCACGGUAACGGUACCUACACCGCUCGCUUCUCACUGCACUGGGCUGGGGAAGUCGAGCCGCAGGUACGGUUUGUCUUCAGUCGCGAGCACGCUCAUUUCCUGCGGAGCGUCAGGGAGCGGGUGCCAGACAGGUUCACCUACGAUGGCAAGUUCACGGACAACAGAACGAUCGAGAUAACACCGUGCCACAUUAACCGAAACAUAUUCGUCGACAGGGCGGCCGUGGGGCUUUCGUACGCCUCGAAGUCAGAAGUUUGCGACCUUUCUGAUCGAAAAGCGGGGACAACUUGGUUCUGCCUCAAGCCGGCGACACUUACGUGCGCCAAUUAUGCUCAGCACAAGGCCAAUUUGCAAAGAAAGGGCAGAGAGUAUGUCUAUUCAUUACUACUACCCAACAAAAGAAGAGUUGCUCAUAGUCAAGCACUGUUGCAAAGCCUUGGCAGAGUGAGGACUGUCCAUGUGAAUUCUGGAGUGAGUGAUAGCACUUGUCUGGACCUUUCACCCUGUUAUCUUGGCCUUCCACCCAAGCGACCUCACCGCGCCGCUGGAUACUACUUCAGAGAUCUGUGGAAGUCGAAGGUCUGCCACGCCAGGGAACUUCGGCUGACUGACACCUUGAGAUGUCUGAGAAAUAAGCGCCUGUACUUCUACGGGGACUCCACCAUACGGCAGUGGUUCGAGUACUUGGUUGCCCACCUCGGUGACUCCAUGAAGGAGGAGAGAAUCACAUCCAUAACCGUCUCCAAAGUUGGCUUGAGGCGUGGCUGGGACGCCACCCAUAACAUUACCCUGUUUUUCCGUCAUCACGAAUACCCCAUACGGAACUCCUGGAUCGACGUGGCAAACAUCAAGUUUACUGUCAACGAGAUCGACGGCUUACCGGGCGGAGCGGACACGGUGGUGGCUCUCACGAUGUUUGCCCACUUCACGCACACCAACCUCACGUAUUACCAGUCUCGGCUGGAGCGAGUCAGGGACGCCAUUGGGCGGCUGCAGAGGCGAGGGGCGGGAACCAGUCCCGUCUUCAUCAAGUCGGCCAACACCGGGAACCCCAUCUCAGCGGACACCAGCGACCUUUACGCCUACGAUCUCGACCAGACGAUGAGGGCGGUGUUUGCAGAUUCCCCCGACGUCACCAUUCUAGACGUUUGGGACAUGACCCUGUCUCAUCGAAGUGGAUACAAUAUCCAUCCCGUGGAAGCUGUUGUUCGGGAAGAAAGCAAGAUGUUUCUGAAUUUCCUUUGCAGUGAAGCUGUUUCCACGAAACAGACACUAUAAGCAGACACCGGUAGUUUACUAAGGGGUAACUUUAUCAAGUCUUAAAGGUUUAUUAUCGUUAAGACGUUAAGACUUUCGGCUGAACGUUUUACUGAUUAUGUUACAGAAUUGCACGACUGUCGCGUUAGAUGUUUAGCCAUGGAUGAUUUUGUUUUGUCUGUAUACUUUUAAGCUGACUGAACCCUACCCACCUCCCAUUUUAUUCACAUAGGGUGUCAUCUUCUGACCCAGCUAUUGUUACUCGCUCUUUAGCGUUUACUUUUAUAGAUUUUACCUGUUGCAUGCCAUAUUUUAUCAGUUAUGCUGACCUUUGCCUCCUGGUCCUUACGUUUGAAAAAAAAUUGUUCUCUGUAAUCUGAACGGCUUGAGACAGUUUCGUCAUCAAGUGAUGAAGUUAAAAAUUUCAAACACAAGAGCUUCCUGCGUGAGUAAAUUAGUAUUCAAGUGAAAAGUGAUAUCUCCUCGAAUGUUACUUAUACAAAAGAAGCUUAAAUCUGAACAAAAGCUCAAUAAUACCCGUAAUAUUAUCAGUACAGUGGAGCUAAGAUAAAUUGGUUACGGACAGCAGUGUUAGAACUUCUGAUAAUAAAGCUGUUUAUGAGGGCAGUCACCUCGAUUUGGCACGGUGAAUCUGGAAACGAGAAGUAUAAGGUCACAAAUACUGGUCACCCGUUCCUUUGCUUGAAGAUCACCGCCAGCAACGAUAAAUCCCGUGCAGUAUGUCUUUCCGUAGAGCCUACUUCUCGUGCUUGACAAAAUAAUAAAAUAGCAUGUCAGGUUAAGAGAGUUCCCAAUCUGACUUAUUAACACUCAGUAUCCCAGUGUGAAUGACAACUAAGAUUCACCACACUGACUUGCCUUGAAAUACAAUUAUAUAUUUUCAAAUCCACAACGUGCUUAGGUCUCAUUAACGAUGGCCAUCUUUUAUAUGACUGAAGAUGCCAGCGGAAUUGUCCACAGAGCAGCGUUAGCGUGCCUGGCACAUUGUUUGAGUACACAGGUAUUUUUCUCACAAAUGAGCCUAUUACAUCGUUCACUGGUAAUAGUAAUCAUUUUGUGAUAAGAUUUAACUUUCUGACGUUCACAACGGAACAAUAUUGACACAGGUGUUGGGUACAUACACUGUACAGUUUGCCUGUGCAGCUGUAAUAAUCAAUACUGGGUGUUGUUUUUUCCUCGUUUGUAUGUACCAAAUGUAGCACAUUUAAGCAUGAAGUGAAUUGGAAUUUGUGUGUGUGUGCUCAGUGCUUAGCCAAAUAUGCACAACGUGUACCCAUCUAAACAAUUAUUUAGAGGAUAUAAAAGGGCUGCGUAGCACC